Seriola dumerili (greater amberjack) is the source of this 2745-nucleotide messenger RNA. RefSeq names its product protein bicaudal D homolog 1-like. The record is from RefSeq and is a predicted model, not a curated record. NCBI's taxonomy places the organism in Eukaryota, Metazoa, Chordata, Actinopteri, Carangiformes, Carangidae. The transcript has 12 exons. Gene Ontology annotation, cellular component: cytosol; Golgi apparatus. Gene Ontology annotation, molecular function: cytoskeletal adaptor activity; dynein complex binding; dynein intermediate chain binding. The coding region runs from base 1 to 2745 and encodes 914 amino acids. Gene Ontology annotation, biological process: positive regulation of receptor-mediated endocytosis; regulation of microtubule cytoskeleton organization; protein localization to organelle.
AUGGCUGCCGGUGGAGCAGGAUGCGGGGACACGGUGGAGCAGUACCGGGGCGAGGUGGAGCGCCUGACCCGGGAGCUGGCGGAGGCCAACCGCGAGAAGAUUCGGGCGGCGGAGUGCGGGCUGGUGGUUCUGGAGGAGAACCAGAGCCUGAAGCAGCAGUACGCCGACCUGGAGGCCGAGCAGGAGGCGCUGAGGCUGGAGCUGGAGCAGCUGCAGGAGGCGUUUGGCCAGGCCUACUCCACCCAGCGCAAGGUGGCAGAGGAUGGGGAGACCAACGAGGAGACGCUGCUGCAGGAGUCUGCCACAAAGGAGGCCUACUACAUGGGCCGCCUCCUGGAGCUGCAGGCGGAACUGAAACACAGCCGGGCCACAGCCUCCAACACCCAGGCUGACAACGAGCACCUGAGCACCGUGCUACAGGAGCUCAGGGAGAGUAACGAGAUGCUGGAGCUGCAGCGCAGCCGGAUGAGAGAGGAGAUCAGGGAAUACAAGUUUCGAGAGUCGCGGCUGCUGCAGGACUACACGGAGCUGGAGGAGGAGAACAUCUCUCUGCAGAAACUGGUGUCAACGCUGAAACAGAAUCAGGUGGAAUAUGAAGGUCUGAAGCAUGAGAUCAAGGUCCUGGAGGAGGAGACGGAGCUCCUCAACAGCCAGCUACAGGACGCGCUGCGUUUGAAGGAGAUCUCAGACGCCCAGCUGGAGGAGGCUCUGGAGUCUCUGAAGAGUGAGCGUGAGCAGAAGAAACACCUGCGCAGGGAGCUGGUCCACCACCUCAGCAUGUGUGACGUGGCUUACACCGGCAGCGCCCACCUGACAUUCACCUCUGCCCCGCCCAGCGGCACCGCCACCCCCACAACUCUGCUCUCCCCCAACGCAGAGGAGCCCACAAGAUGUAACGGCCACCUCCAGGGCGGGACAGGAGCAGGGCCAGCUGCAGGGCCUGUGCCCAGGGCCAAUGGAGAAUGUCGGGGGCCGGGUCGAAAAUCUGAGGGAGCGGCGACGCUGGACCUCUACAGUGAGAUGAACCUGACUGAGAUCCAGAAGCUCAAGCAGCACAUAAUGACAGUGGAGCGUGAGAAAGUAACGCUGAUGACGAGCCUGCAGGAGUCCCAGACUCAGCUCCAACACACCCAGGGGGCCCUGACCGAGCAGUAUGAAAAGGGGCUCCGCCUUACCCAGAAAGUCACCGCCCUCCGCCGCCUGCAUCGAAGGGCCCACAGCAGUGUCAUCUCCCAGUUCAACCCCGACGCCCUGAUGGAGCUAGGCAGAGAUGAGGAGGAGGCUGAGGGAGAGGGAGAGACUGGGGAGGAUAGGAGCGAGACACUGAACAGAAAUCAGGUGUUUUCAUACCAAACGCCGGGUCUGGAGAUCAUGCAGUGCAAGUACCGUGUGGCUGUGACAGAGGUGGUGGAGCUAAAGGCGGAGGUGAAGGGCCUCCGUGAAAGGCUGGCUCAGUGUGAGGAGGCGGCGGCGGAGGAGAGGCCAAAACGAAACAGUCAGCUGCACAAGAUGGAGAGGCAGGCCGCCUCGUUGGAGAAGAGCUGCCGGGAGGGACGUGAGAAGAUUUCCAGUCUGGAGUUGGAUUUGCAGGCAGCUCAGUCCGCAGCCAAUGAGAGCCAGGGGGCGCUGAUUGCAGCUCAAGACGAGCUGGUGAUGCUGAGUGAGGAGCUCGCCCAGCUCUACCAUCACGUCUGUCUGUGCAACAAUGAGACGCCCAACCGCGUCAUGCUGGACUACUACAGACAAGGCAGAGGGCUCAGGGGCCUCAGUGCCAGUCUCAAAGCCAUGUCCUCGGACAACAGCAAAGUUCUCCUCACACCACGCCUUGCCAGGCGGCUGGCCGCUGUCGCUUCCACAACCUCAAGUCCCGGGGAGUCGCGGAGCCCCUCGGAGUCUCCAUCCAAAGAGCCCCUGUCGAGGGAGGGUGGAGGGGAAGAGAAGGAGGGAGACAAAGAGGGCCUGCAGAUGCCAUCUGAGCAGGGCCCAACGGCCUGCACUCCUCCGACCCGGUCACCCAGUAUCAGUGCCUCUUCAUCGUCAUCAUCAUCAUCAUCGCCUGCCAUGGAGCCAGCCGGUGAGCUGCGCAAGGAGCCCAUGAAUAUCUAUAACCUCAACGCCAUCAUCAGAGACCAGGUGAAGCACCUCCAGCGGGCAGUGGACCGGUCUCUGCAGCUGUCCAGACAGAGAGCUGCAGCCAGGGAACUGGCCCCUCUGCUGGACAAGGACAAGGAGAGCUGCAUGGAGGAGAUCCUGAAGCUCAAGUCUCUGCUCAGCACCAAGAGAGAGCAGAUAGCCACCCUCAGACUGGUGCUCAAGGCUAACAAACAGACGGCAGAGGUGGCUCUGGCCAACCUUAAGAGCAAGUAUGAGGCAGAGAAGUCCAUGGUGACUGACACCAUGAUGAAGCUAAGGAACGAGCUGAAGGCACUGAAGGAGGACGCCGCCACUUUCUCCUCCCUGCGAGCAAUGUUCGCCACCAGAUGUGACGAGUAUGUGACCCAGCUGGAUGAGAUGCAGAGACAGCUGGCUGCAGCUGAGGAUGAGAAGAAGACUCUGAACUCCCUCCUCCGGAUGGCCAUCCAGCAGAAACUCGCCCUUACCCAGCGCCUGGAGGAUUUGGCUUUUGAUCAAGAGCAGACCCACCGCACCCGUGGGGGCAGGCUGAUCCGUGGGAAGACGAGCACCCCCAAAAUUGUCAGUAGUCUUCUGCCACAGUGGCGUUCCUCAUACCCCCCCCACAGCUGA